Bombus impatiens (common eastern bumble bee) is the source of this 406-nucleotide messenger RNA. Its product is annotated as centrosomal protein of 112 kDa-like. Lineage: Eukaryota; Metazoa; Arthropoda; Insecta; Hymenoptera; Apidae. The coding region runs from base 38 to 373 and encodes 111 amino acids. The transcript has a single exon. The record is from RefSeq and is a predicted model, not a curated record.
GGCCAAGCAAGUGAAAUAGUGGCAGAUAUAAAAGAACAUGCCAAAAAUUAGAGAGUAUAAUGAGGAAGAAGCUAUGAAAUUGGACGAAUGUUUCAAAGAAACCUUAGCACGUGUUAGACCUUUUGUUUUAGCAUUAACAUCUACUGAAAGUGCGAAAUUAUGCAAAGUUUGGCUUAAUAAAUUAAAUGCUGUUACUUCGCAACGUCGUUUAAGAAACGAAUAUCUCACGGAAUUAUUCAGGCAAUUAAAGACAGGACAUGUUGGAGGAGUUUUCAGUAGACCUCCACCUAAUGGAUUUCUUCUACCAUUACCUAAGUCGUAUCAUAUGGUACCUAUAUUACGAUUUAUGAAAUUUAUUGUAAUUAAAGAAUAAUUAACAUGUAAUACAGGUCUGUAUUAGCUCAUC